GCGGAGGAGCUGGAGGAUCUGGUGCACUUCUCCGUGUCCGAGUUGCCUAGUCGCGGCUACGGCGUCAUGGAGGAGAUCCGGCGGCAGGGCAAGCUGUGCGACGUGACGCUCAAGUUGAAGCUGAGGAUACUUAGCUGUUUGCAGAAUGGCAGGCCAGAGGAGACCGUGAUGGCUCCUGUGUUCCGGUGGACCUGACCAGCUGUGUUCAGGGCCGUGAAGAUUGGGGACCACAAAUUCAGUGCUCACCGGAUCGUCUUAGCAGCCUCCAUCCCGUAUUUCCACGCGAUGUUUACAAAUGACAUGAUGGAGUGCAAGCAGGAUGAGAUUGUAAUGCAAGGAAUGGACCCAAGCGCCUUGGAGGCUCUCAUCAACUUUGCCUACAAUGGCCACCUUGCCAUUGACCAGCAAAAUGUCCAGUCAUUGCUGAUGGGGGCGAGCUUUCUGCAGCUGCAGAGCAUCAAAGAUGCCUGCUGCACAUUCCUCCGAGAACGGCUUCACCCAAAAAAUUGCCUGGGUGUGCGCCAGUUUGCUGAGACAAUGAUGUGCGCUGUGCUGUAUGAUGCGGCCAACAGCUUCGUCCACCAGCACUUUGUGGAGGUGUCCAUGUCGGAGGAAUUCUUGGCCCUGCCCUUGGAGGAUGUGCUGGAGCUGGUGUCUCGGGAUGAGCUGAAUGUCAAAACUGAGGAGCAGGUCUUUGAAGCCGCAUUGGCGUGGGUCAGAUACGACCGGGAGCAGAGGGGCCCCUGCCUGCCUGAGCUGCUGUCCAAUAUCCGUCUGCCCCUCUGCCGGCCCCAGUUCCUGUCAGACCGAGUGCAGCAGGAUGACUUGGUGCGUUGCUGCCACAAAUGCAGGGACCUGGUAGAUGAAGCAAAGGACUAUCACCUCAUGCCAGAACGCCGGCCCCACCUGCCACCUUUCCGAACUCGCCCUCGCUGCUGCACGUCCAUUGCUGGGCUUAUCUAUGCUGUAGGAGGCCUCAACUCAGCAGCAAAUUUUUAUGCAGGUGAUUCCCUGAAUGUGGUGGAAGUGUUCGACCCCAUCGCCAAUAGCUGGGAGAAGUGCCAUCCCAUGACAACAGCCCGCAGCCGCGUUGGUGUGGCUGUAGUGAACGGGCUUCUCUAUGCCAUCGGGGGCUAUGACGGCCAGCUCCGGCUGAGCACUGUGGAGGUCUACAACCCAGAGACGGACACGUGGACCAGAGUGGGGAGCAUGAACAGCAAGAGAAGUGCCAUGGGGACGGUUGUGCUGGACGGGCAGAUCUACGUCUGUGGAGGCUAUGAUGGUAACUCUUCUCUCAACUCUGUGGAGACCUACUCACCUGAGACGGACAAGUGGACAGUGGUGACCCCGAUGAGCUCAAAUCGCAGUGCUGCUGGGGUCACAGUCUUUGAGGGCAGGAUAUAUGUGUCGGGCGGCCACGACGGUCUGCAGAUCUUCAACAGCGUGGAGCACUACAACCACCACACGGCCAGCUGGCACCCAGCAGCUGGCAUGCUCAACAAGCGCUGCCGGCACGGAGCCGCCUCUCUGGGGAGCAAGAUGUUUGUCUGUGGGGGCUACGAUGGCUCUGGCUUCCUCAGCAUCGCUGAAAUGUACAGCUCUGUAGCAGACCAGUGGUGCCUGAUUGUCCCCAUGCACACGCGCCGGAGUCGCGUCUCCCUAGUGGCCAGCUGUGGGCGCCUCUACGCUGUGGGGGGCUAUGAUGGACAGUCGAACCUCAGCUCGGUGGAGAUGUAUGACCCAGAGACGGACUGCUGGACUUUUAUGGCCCCCAUGGCGUGUCAUGAGGGAGGGGUUGGUGUGGGCUGUAUUCCUCUCCUCACCAUCUAAGGCGGAGGAUGGGAUGUGGUGGGGUAGGGAUCUGGUACAAACAUAGGCACUUCCUUCCAGGGACAGUCCCUCUUGGGAGAGGCAGUAGACCAAAAGACACAGUGAAAUGUGAGCUCGCCUGAGGUACAGUUUUUCCAGGUGCUUAAGUCCUCCCUCACUGUGCUGCCCUGUGACUUUCAGGUCUAGGUCAUCAAGAUGCACAGCAUGGGACAGAAGCCCCUCUGGGUCCCACAGCUGGUGACACACGACUGCUUUGCUGGUCCACACAUGCACAGGCUCCAUCCAAGCCCAGCUCCCAUCUGCCACAGCUCUGUGCCACACCUGGGCAGAAGGCCUUCCAUCUGACACUCCUCACCUGCUGUUCUCCAACUACGCAGUGGCCAAGCCUGUUGGAAGUGGGUGUGGCCGGGAGAGGACGGCACUCCCAGUGUUCUCACUGCCUGGACGAGGCGGCCUCCACGGGUGCUUGAUUGCACACGGGCACUCCUUCCAUCCUAGGAUGCAGAGGCUUUUGUCCUGUCUCUGGAUAAGGAGGGAGGACAGAAGCUUUUCUCGUUUCUCAUUUUGGGAUUUCAGUGAGGACUUUUUCAUCUUAUUCCGGAGAAACAGAAGAAAAAAAGAUACUUGAAAGAAACUGAAGGAAAUUUAAAGA
Messenger RNA from Molossus molossus (Pallas's mastiff bat), 2482 nucleotides. RefSeq names its product kelch like family member 18 (gene KLHL18). The record is from RefSeq and is a predicted model, not a curated record. Bases 286 to 1830 code for a protein of 514 amino acids. The transcript is spliced from 11 exons. Gene Ontology annotation, molecular function: protein binding. NCBI's taxonomy places the organism in Eukaryota, Metazoa, Chordata, Mammalia, Chiroptera, Molossidae.